UAAAAGUGGGCGUGGUUUGCUUCUGCACUUUCAGGAAAUAAGGAUUUGGAAAUGUUGAAGACAUUACAUUGAACACAGGUUAGAUUGUUAAGAACAGCACUUGAACAGAAACCCGUAGGAGAAACGAGCUCCUGCGGAAAUGAAGGACGUCACGCCGCUUCAGUCCGAUUCGGACCCCGAUAUGGAGGCUCUGCCUUUCUCACCCAGCACUGGUCAGAGUCUGGAGAACCGGAUCCUGACGCAGGCCUCUUCAUCUCUUCUACAACCUCCUUCAUGGGCGAACCUGACCUCGUCAUGUCCGGCUCUCUGUCCUUCCAGCCUGUCCUCCACCGCCUCAUCCUCUCCUCUCCUGUCCAUCUCAUCCAGCCUGCUGUCCUCUUCUCUGCUCAGGACUGAAAACCCUCAUCUAAAGUAUGACCCUCCUACUAUCUCCUCUCUCUGCUCGUCUCAACCCCUGAGCUACUUGCUCCAAAGCACAGCGCCAUCUUCUGGUGCUGAAGCUCAUAAAUGUCUGAACGAGAAAUUGGAACAUGGAGGUAUUAAAGUAGAGGAUGAUGACUCGUGCUCCACCGAGGAUCUUCCAUCAUCCAUCGAGGAGCUAAAUGAGUCCUCGGAUCACGAGGAACAGAUGCAGAUUGACGGUGAGCUCCCAGCUGAGAUUCCUGUACUGGAUCUGAGGCUGUCUGAGGGAGAUGAGAAGCAGAUGCUCGAAGUGGAUGAAGGGUUUGGAGAGUUCGACUCAACCUUGGACAGAGACGCAGAAUUACUGGUGGAAAAAAAGUAUAGGCUGCUGAAGUUCGUCUGCUCCUCCAUGCUAGAAAAAACAUAUCUUCCUGGCCAAACAGGCUGGGAUACAUGUGCUCCUGUGUGGAGCUGUAUACAAGAGGUGGGCACUGAAAUCACCCUUAGUGAUCCAGAGUUCCUGCUCAAGGUGGCUGUUUAUACCAGACAGGAAUUGAACAUCCGCAUCACAGCAAACUUCCUGCUGGCCCUCACCGCUCACCUUCCAAACUCCAAACCGCACCUGAGGAGGUAUUUCUGCUCGGCCGUGCAGCUGCCAUCCGAUUGGCUGGAGGUGACGAGGAUAUACAGCCAGUGUUUUAGCACUUCUCUGCCCUCGUGCCUGAAAAAAGCUCUGGCUGACAAAUUCAAGCAGUUCAGUGAGUAUCAGCUGGCCAAGUACAACACUCGCAAACACCGCUGUAAACACAGCAAGAAAAAACGCAAGGAGGUGUCUCCCAAGAAAUGGCUUGAAUGGGCAAAGAUUGUCUCAGUAGACCAACAGGAUCUCAAGAAACAUGUGCAGUCAGCUCAGCGGGUUGCAGCAGAUAAAAAAGUAAACGAGUUCAACAUGAAGAAACUGAUUAAACGCCUCCACAUUAAAGAACCGGCCGAGCUCGUCAUGAGCAUCCUCGGGAAACGGUACCCGACGGAUGUGAGGGCGUUUUGGCGCAGUGGGCUCAGUGGGGUGUGGCAGAGUGAAAGAGCCAAUCAGAGGAUGAGACUGAAGCAGCCGGAGACGUGGGAGACGCGACUGAGUCAGGAAGGAAACAAAGCAGAGACCUGGGAGAAGCUCAUAGAUAAUAAUUCUCUGCCCUUCAUGGCCAUGCUGAGGAACCUGAGGAACAUGAUCACACAGGGCAUCAGCAACAAACACCAUGACAAGAUCCUCAAACGACUUAACUCAAAGUCCGCUGUGAUCCAGAGCCGUCAGUUCCCCUUCCGCUUCCUGUCAGCGUAUAAAGUCGUCCUGAGUCUGAGCUCAUCAGUCGGUGGUGGUGUGAACGUGAAGACCAGCAAAAAGGAAACCUUGCGUAAGAUUGUGAGAAAGAUCCCGAGGAGCAGUAACUUCAGACACAUUGACUGGUUGACGAUGAGUCGUCAGAGGCUACGUACUGCACUCUCUAUUCCGUUCAUACGUGGGGUCUACAACUCAAAUAUCAGAACGCAACAGAAAAACAGACUAAAAAUUCUCAGUCUGGAGCUGCUGCAGCGUUACGGUGAGGCCUUGGACAAAGCCGUACAGAUCUCCUGCAAGCACAACAUCCCUCCUUUGUCAGGACACACACUCAUCUUCUUCAUGUCCUUUACUUCGACUACUGGAGUGAAAGGAGCUGAUUUCUGCCUCCCGCCCGAGACUUUAAACGAAAACAUGGAGAACACAAACCUAUCGCCAACGAUGAUGGAGGUGUCAUUGCUCCUGGCUAUGAUGAUCCGCUACUGCAGCGAGCACACACAGUUCGUCCUGGCAGACAAUGAAGGUUUGCAGGAAAUCCAGGUUGAGUCAGGUGGGCUUUUGGAGAACGUGAGGAGAGUGGUCAAGCUGAUUGAGGAAUUUAAAAAUUUGCCUCAGAAGAUGCUUCAUGACCACUUCUUCUCCAAGCUUCUUGAGGAGAAAACAAAGGUGGAUAACAUUAUCUUUAUGGCAGAUUACAUGUCUGAUUAUGUACUGGCCAUGAUGUCGGUUGAAAGAUUUCAGAAGGCCUGCAUCCGUAAACCGUUAUUGGUGAACAUUUUGCUCAAUCAAAGGAUUGCUAACAUCGAUUCCUCAGAUGAUCCUAAAACACUGCACCUGGACGGCUUCAGUGAGCAAAUCCUCAGGUUUAUUUCCGAGUUUGGUUCCUCAAGACUUUUGGAUCACGUGGAGCAAAUGGACAAACUGCACAAGAUUCCUCCUCCAACAGGAUCUACUGCAAAACAGGAAAGAGCCGCUGACAUCAUGCCCCUGCCUGCAGUUCCUAAACUCAGGUACCUUCACAAUCAACAUUAUUAA
Molecule: messenger RNA, 2773 nt
Organism: Silurus meridionalis
Lineage: Eukaryota; Metazoa; Chordata; Actinopteri; Siluriformes; Siluridae
Product: telomerase protein component 1-like
Exons: 18
Coding region: 140-2773 (877 amino acids)
Biological process (GO): telomere maintenance via recombination
Cellular component (GO): telomerase holoenzyme complex
Molecular function (GO): telomerase RNA binding; telomerase activity
Source: RefSeq, a predicted model, not a curated record